AGAUCUUUGCUGCCAGUCACGGCGUUUGCUACAGUCUCCUCCUCCUCCUCUCUCUCCACUUCCCUGGACUUCCGAGUGGCAAUGGACGAGCUUGCGGGAGACAGUGAGCUCAGCGGAGCGGAGGUUAUUGCAGCCGCCCUGAAAGAGCAGGAUGUCCGGUACAUGUUUGGUGUUGUUGGUAUCCCAGUCAUUGAAAUUGCAAUGGCCGCCCAGGCUGCGGGAAUAAAGUACAUUGGAAUGAGAAACGAGCAAGCUGCUUGUUAUGCAGCUUCUGCGGUGGGAUAUCUAACAAGAAGGCCAGGAGUUUGUCUUGCCGUCUCUGGGCCAGGCCUCAUUCAUGCUCUUGGAGGAAUGGCAAAUGCAAACAUGAACUGCUGGCCUGUAAUUGUCCUAGCAGGAUCAUCUGACAAAAAUCAGGAAACAAUGGGUGCUUUUCAGGAGUUUCCACAGGUUGAGGCCUGCAGACUUUACAGCAAAUUCUCAGCUAGACCAAGCAGCUUGGAAGUUGUGCCUGUCAUUAUUGAAAAGGCAGUUAGAAGUAGCAUCUAUGGACGUCCUGGAGCUUGUUAUGUUGAUAUCCCUGGAGAUAUGGUGACUUCAAAAAUCCACACUGCAUCACUGAGAACAGUUCCAUGUUGUUCCAGUCCUCCAUUGGGCACAGCGGAUCCCACAGCAGUCAGGGAGGCAGCUUUGAUCAUAAAAAAUGCCAAGAGGCCCCUUGUCGUUGUUGGAAAAGGUGCAGCCUAUUCUCAUGCUGAGGAAUGUAUUGGGAAGCUUGUUGAUGUCUGUGGGUUGCCAUUUCUGCCCACUCCAAUGGGGAAAGGUGUGGUGCCUGACGACCAUCCACAUUGUGUCUCUGCAGCCAGAUCCAGAGCCUUGUUGAAUGCAGAUGUGAUCCUCCUGCUAGGAGCCAGAUUAAACUGGAUGUUGCAUUUUGGCCUCCCACCACGGUUUCGAUCGGAUGUGAAAAUCAUACAGGUAGAUAUUUGUGCUGAAGAAUUGGGAAAUAAUGUGAUGCCUGUUGCUGCCUUACUUGGUGAUGUGAAAAUUGUUGUACGACAGUUACUAGAUUUCUUCAGGAUUAAUCCAUGGAUUUUCCUGUCCAACUCUGAAUGGUGGUUAUUCCUGAAGGAGAAAAUUAAAGCCAAUGAGGAACUAUCUCAGGCAAUGGCAGCACAUAAAUCUCUGCCCAUGAACUACUACACGGUUUUCCACACCAUUCAACCACUGCUGCCAAAAGAUUGUAUUAUCGUCAGUGAGGGUGCCAACACCAUGGACAUUGGCCGGACCAUGCUACAUAACUAUUUGCCGAGACAUAGAUUGGAUGCUGGCACCUUUGGCACCAUGGGGGUAGGACUGGGUUUUGCCAUCGCUGCAGCAUUGAUUGCCAACGAUCAGACCCCGCAUCAGCGUGUUAUCUGUGUUGAAGGAGACAGUGCGUUUGGAUUUUCUGGGAUGGAAGUGGAGACCAUGUGCAGGUAUAAUCUGCCAAUAGUGAUCAUUGUAGUAAACAAUAAUGGAAUUUACAGUGGACUGGAUGAGGACUCUUGGAAAACGAUGGCAGAAUGCGGGGAGCCUUCAAUUGUGGUUCCUCCCACUACCCUCCUGCCUAAUGCUCAUUAUGAGCAAGUUAUGACUGCGUUUGGGGGCAAAGGUUACUUUGUACAGACACCAGAAGAGCUAAGAAAGGCACUUGUUUCAUGUUUGGCUCAGGAGAAAAUGCCGUCCCUUAUUAAUGUGAUGAUUGAUCCAUCAUCUGGCAGAAAGAAACAAGAUUUUACCUGGCUGACUCUCUCCAAAAUGUGACUGGACUACUUAUAAAGGGAUGUUGCAAAUGUAUCGCAAGCAAAAAAACAGAUUAAAACAGGCUUGCAGCUUUUUUUUGGUGAGGUUCAGCAAAUACAAAGAAUUUCACGAAAUAGUAUAUAUUACAAAUUCUGAAUAUGAAACCUUGAGGACAUUGAAUGCUAAUUUUCUUUAUUGUUUUUAGUUUAGAAUUAAUUUUGUGUUUGGUAAUUGGGGCUUUAUUACUGGGAUAAAAUUAAUUUAAUGGUGCUAUUUUAAAUCUAUGUCUAAAGCAGUCAUGUGAACCAAAUUUUGCAUUCAGUCACAUUGAAUAUGUGCAGGUAUCAAUAAGCAAUAUAUCAAGAAAUAGAGAGAAUACAAUUAUUAAGGUAUGAGUAACUCUAAAUAUCACUCUCACGAACAUGAAUUACAAAUGUUUUACUUUGUUAAUCUCCAAUACAGAAUGAAACAUAAAAUUGUUUCUACUACUUAUGCAAUAUCCUGGGAUAAUUCAGUUGAGAAAUUGUAUUUCAUUGUGGUAAAUAAAAAUAAUUGUAAGGUUUUU
This is a messenger RNA of Leucoraja erinaceus (little skate), 2350 nucleotides long. RefSeq names its product 2-hydroxyacyl-CoA lyase 1 (gene hacl1). Gene Ontology annotation, molecular function: magnesium ion binding; catalytic activity; thiamine pyrophosphate binding. Bases 82 to 1806 code for a protein of 574 amino acids. Gene Ontology annotation, cellular component: peroxisome. Lineage: Eukaryota; Metazoa; Chordata; Chondrichthyes; Rajiformes; Rajidae. The record is from RefSeq and is a predicted model, not a curated record. Gene Ontology annotation, biological process: fatty acid alpha-oxidation. The transcript is spliced from 17 exons.